GGCAGAGUCAAGCUUAAACCCUCCCACUGAUAGGUUAAAGCACAGAAACACUCCCCCGGUGAGUUUUUACACUCCAUCAGCGCCAAAGCUCUCAGAUCUAAAGCUCUCGGAGUCAAUGCAUGCAAGUCGACCACAGCCUUGCAAGAAGAGACCCAAUGUCUACCCCAGCGCCGAACACCUCCAACCACACCAACUCCACCGUGUACCCCAGCGAGGGCAUGCGUGUGCUGCAGAUGACGGUGACCGUGAUGAUCUUCAUCGUGGGCGUCUCUCUAAACGCUCUGGUGGUCUGGGCGCUGGGGGUUCGAGUUUGGUGCCGCAACAAAGGAGUGACCGGCAAAACGCAGAGCGCCGACAGCUUCCGGAUCUACGUAGUGAACCUGGCGCUGGCGGAUUUGGUGCUGCUGUUGCGGACGCCGCUGAUGCUAUCUUACUUAGCGAACCACUUCACUUGGACGUUGGGGGAGCCUGUGUGCAAGCUGGUGAUUUAUUUGCGAUGCCUGGGAUUGUACGCGAGCGCGUUCUUGCUGUGCGCCGUCGCGGUGGAGCGCUGCUUGUGUCUCCUCAGACCAGUUUGGGCUCGAUUGAGACGCCCUCGUUGGGUCGUGCCAGUGGCUUGCGCCGCAAUAUGGGUGUUGGCAGCGGUUUUCGCCGCUCCAUACAUUGAAACAGCCAAAGUCAUUCUCUGGGCAAACCGUAAGGCUUGCAUUGAAAGCGAUUUGGGAGUAGGGCAAGCCUUAAACGUGUUGGAGACCGUGGCGGGAUUCUUGCUACCUUUGGUGAUCUUCUUGUCGUGCAAUAUCGCCGUGAUAUUUUGCGCAAAGAAAGCCGAGAGCACAAUGUCUUCCCCAACCUCGCCAUCCGGACCGGGUUACACAACCCACCGUCUGACCCGCCUCUAUCGCGUACUCUUCCUCACCAUGCUCCUCUUCCUCACCUGCUGGGUGCCGUAUUUCACCUGCCGCUUUCUAAGGGCCUUUUCUCACGAUCGGCCCGACUGGAAGAAGGUCAAAGAAGGAGCGAUCGGCGCGGCGUACGUGGCGCUGUUUAUGGUUUACAUAAAAAGCGCGCUCAACCCCGUCUUGUACGUGUUCGCGGCUCGCGGACUCGGCCGCACGGUUCGCGCCUCGCUGGUCUCGACGAUCGAGCGCGUCUUCAACGAGGAGCUGUCGGAGUCUUUGCGAAGAAAGUCUUUGCGAAGAAGAGACUCUGAGUUUUAGGAUCUGAGAUUGAGAUUCCAGACAAAUGAAGAACACUGACUACAAGCAGAAAACACGGACAGCAUCUCGAGCGAUCGACUGAGGCUUCAAGUUCUAAUCUUGGAUUUAAUUGUGAUGCAUUGCAUUUAAGGAACUUAACUUAACCCCUAAUGCAAGGCUUUCCUUCCAGUGACUAAAGGCUGGUAAUUUCAGGCUUAAAUUAAGCAUAAAGAAUAUUAUCUUAUAUUAUGCAAAAGAAAUGUGCCCUACACUCUCAGGAAAAAAAAAAGGUACAAAAGCUGUCACAGUGGCGGUGCACUUUUGUACCUUUUAGAUACUAUGUACA
This is a messenger RNA of Sinocyclocheilus grahami, 1545 nucleotides long. RefSeq names its product C3a anaphylatoxin chemotactic receptor-like. The transcript is spliced from 2 exons. Gene Ontology annotation, cellular component: plasma membrane. Lineage: Eukaryota; Metazoa; Chordata; Actinopteri; Cypriniformes; Cyprinidae. The coding region runs from base 120 to 1220 and encodes 366 amino acids. Gene Ontology annotation, biological process: phospholipase C-activating G protein-coupled receptor signaling pathway; positive regulation of cytosolic calcium ion concentration; complement receptor mediated signaling pathway. The record is from RefSeq and is a predicted model, not a curated record. Gene Ontology annotation, molecular function: complement component C5a receptor activity; G protein-coupled receptor activity.